UGGUGGGGGUUGACAAGCACGUCCAAAGCGAAGGUCAUUAGGUCAAUACAGUAAUUUCACUAUUGAUGCCGAAAACGUCACCUUCAAACAUGCAAACAGCAGUAUUUAAGUUGCACAUGGCCGAGGUGGUUAGCCUCCACUACUUAUGGAGCAGCCACCACCACCAGUACCACCACUAUGCAACAACAACAUUGAAGAUCACGACCUAACGACGACGUCGUCGGAAGCCACCGGAGACCUCAACUGUCAGAAAACCGCCACCUGCUGCACAAGACACCCGGUGUACCGAGGCGUGCGUAAGCGGCGGUGGGGAAAAUGGGUGUCCGAAAUCCGAGAGCCCCGGAAGAAGUCUCGGAUAUGGCUAGGGUCGUUUACGGCACCUGAAAUGGCGGCGCGUGCAUACGACGUUGCAGCGUAUUGUCUCAAAGGACGGAAAGCCCUACUUAACUUUCCGGAUGAGAUAGAGAUGUUGCCAAGGCCCUCUAGCUGUGCUGCUAGAGAUAUUCAGGCGGCGGCGGGAUUGGCGGCCAAGGCAGCUGUGGUGGCGGAAAAGAAGAAGAAGAAGGGGUCGAUGUCGUCGGAGAGUGAUCAGUACGAUGAUGACUUUUGGGGUGAAAUAGAGUUGCCGGAGCUGAUGGAGGGUUGUAAGGAGGGUUGGACGUCGCGGGAAAGUGAUUAUUGGUCUCCGGAUGAAGUUGUGUUGUGUGGCCAGGACCAGGAUUUUAGUAGUUGUGUAGAAAAUAAUAUUGAUGAUAUGUGUGGGCCUGGGGUGUAGAUCCAUCGAUCGAGUUUAAGUUAAUUUGGUGUGAGGUUGGUUAAAUUGGAAUUUGGUCCCUCGUGAUCAAGCUCUGCACUAGUACUUGUACACUUGUACUUGGUUGGUGCAUGGUACCGUCGAGCAUUGCUUGCUAUAUCAAGUCGGAGGCCGGUGUAAAAAAAAGAGAAAAUAAAAGAGAGAUCGAGAGAGAGUUAUUACUGGACUGGAUACUGGAGUACUGUGUUAAUUAAUGCUAGUAGUGAUUAUGUAAAGAAAUCCAUGCAUACUGCUUGUAUAUAUUUUUUAAGGUGAAAAAUUUCAAUUACUGGUAUAUAUUUGUUUUA
This is a messenger RNA of Rhododendron vialii, 1101 nucleotides long. RefSeq names its product ethylene-responsive transcription factor ERF023. NCBI's taxonomy places the organism in Eukaryota, Viridiplantae, Streptophyta, Magnoliopsida, Ericales, Ericaceae. Bases 146 to 775 code for a protein of 209 amino acids. Gene Ontology annotation, molecular function: DNA-binding transcription factor activity; DNA binding. The record is from RefSeq and is a predicted model, not a curated record. Gene Ontology annotation, biological process: regulation of DNA-templated transcription. The transcript has a single exon.